AUGCGCGUCGACCAGCUCGUCACUCCGGACGACAGCACGGCUGCGCCGCCGCCCAAAGAUGACCGGGCUGCUCCCAGACACGAGCCUGCGCCUGCACCGCCGGUGACCAAACACACAAAUCAUCACACUCAUGUCUUCCAACUGAGCGGCGCCGACCCUCGUGGUGAUCGCAACGGGUCGAAAGCCUUUGCUCACCAGCCUGUUCAUUUUGGUGCCUAUCGCUCUUACACAGGCCCCGGCGCACCUCCCGGCCCACCACCUCACAGCCCAUCUCAGUAUCAAGGCACGCAGUACACCUUCCAGAGCAUCCAGAACCCGCCGCAGCACACGUAUCAAUUUCAGCAGCAGAAUCCCGCAGCCUCGCCUGUAAUUCGGCGUCGGCGCCCACAAUCAGCUCGCUCCCUCGAUUCUCCGGAUUCGCCUGCCAAACCCGCUAAGCGCGCCAGCACCGGCCAGAUGCCACCGGCCAACACCUUCCCGUCGCAAGACACCAACGGCGCUAACACCACCACUGACAGUAGCAAUGUUGCUAAUGGCAGCACUCCCAACAACAAUAAUGUCGCCUGCUCAGUCGUGCCUGGAAAUCGCUCGUUCCCCUGCCCCCUCAGCAUCUACGGCUGCACUUCCACUUUCGGCUCCAAGAACGAAUGGAAGCGCCACGUCAACACCCAGCACAUGCGCAUGGGCUUCUGGCGAUGCGACAUGUGCAAGAAUGGCGAUCGCAAGCCCAACGACUUCAACCGAAAGGAUCUCUUCAUCCAGCAUGUGAGACGAAUGCAUCCACUGUCGGCCACUUCACCCGCCACUGCCGGCUUACCCGCACCCUCCAAAUCGUCAAAGGAUGGCGAAGACAUGCAAUUGCUGCAAACGGCUGCCGCACGAUGCUACAAGGCUUUGCGCCACCCGCCAGAGGAGAGCUGCUGCCUCUUUUGCGAUCGCACGUUCUCUGGAGAGGGCACUUGGGAUGACAGAAUGGAGCAUGUGGGACGCCAUCUAGAACUCAUACGCCGAGCGAAUGAUCAGCCACCAGAGUCCAAGGACUGGAGAGCUGAUCAACCUAUGGAGAAGUGGUUGGCGAGCUACCAAGUCAUUGUGCCAAACGGCGAUGGCUGGAUUCUUGACGACCAACAGCUGACGCAGAAGCCUCCGCGCCGCGCGAGCAGCAUAGCUCAGCUUCCUAAGCCAGUCUUCCAAACUGGACCUCAUCAGGGCAGCCCUGUCGCACCGCAGUAUGCGCCAGCAACAGCGCCUGUCUCUGCAGCUGCACCUCCAUCUGCGCCCGCGCCAGCUUUACCACCUCUCAGAGUUGUGCCAACUCCUGCGAAGUACCAGCAAGCUCCAGCUCAACCAAUUCAACCAAUUCAGCCAGUUCAACCCGUUCAACCCGUUCAGCAGCAAGUCCAACCAGCUCCACCAGCUCAGGUCCAGCCAGCUCCCCCGCAGGCUGCGCCCGCUCCACCAAAGGCUGAGCCUCUGCUGCAAAUCAAGCGCGUGCAACCUCCUGCGCCUGCCGCUGCCCAGCCUCAGUCAACACCCCGCGGAAGACAGUCCUCGCCUGAUCGUUUGUUCAGUGCCUUCGAUGAGCCCGGUGAGCAGCCUGUGAAGUCCGAACAAAGCAGCUCGGCUAGUACGUCUCCUGGAACCAAUGCCGACAGCCAAGCGCAGACGACUGGUACAGACGUGACUGAAGCCACUGAAAUCGCUGUCAAGCCGAAAGUCUCGACCCGCAGCAAGGGCAAGCGAAAUGCAGCUAAAGAGCAGGCUGAAGGCGGUGCAGAGGAUGAGGAUCCAUAUCUCUCGCUUUUCCAGACUAUUCCCAAGCGAAAAAAAGGCACGGCCGCUGGCGAUGACGACGACGAGGAAGAAGCUGAGCCCGAGUCAUUCGAAGACUCCAACACUAUUGCCGGCGGCUCGCAACGUACCUCUCGCAAGCGUCAAGCGUCACCGGCUCCCAGUAGCAACAGCUUUUGUGGCAGUCUGAAGGAUCGCAUCUACUCCGGGUUCCAGAAGGCGGUGCUUGGUAUGGCGACUUCGGUGUCGCGCUUGUUUGUGGAGCCGACCGAUGGCCAGCCUGGUGGGGUUCAGCGAAGCACUCCUGUCGCGAAGAGAACUCGCACGGCACGGGCGCAAGAGAAAGCUGUCAAUGGAGAAGAUGACGACGAGACGUUCGAGCCGGUACGCAAGAGACAGCGCCGCGGUCGUAAGGAUCGUGGAGAUUCUGCGCUGAGGGAGAGCUCUACAUCGUCGCUGUCGAUGAGCACGAGAUCUAGUGGACGUGUCAAGGACAGCGUGAUUGAGAAGGGUGUCAUCUCUUCGCGCAGCUAA
Zasmidium cellare ATCC 36951 is the source of this 2325-nucleotide messenger RNA. RefSeq lists its product as uncharacterized. NCBI's taxonomy places the organism in Eukaryota, Fungi, Ascomycota, Dothideomycetes, Mycosphaerellales, Mycosphaerellaceae. The transcript has 2 exons. Gene Ontology annotation, molecular function: DNA-binding transcription factor activity. The coding region runs from base 1 to 2325 and encodes 774 amino acids. The record is from RefSeq and is a predicted model, not a curated record.